Messenger RNA from Eremomyces bilateralis CBS 781.70, 1002 nucleotides. RefSeq lists its product as uncharacterized. The record is from RefSeq and is a predicted model, not a curated record. Gene Ontology annotation, molecular function: oxidoreductase activity, acting on the CH-OH group of donors, NAD or NADP as acceptor; NAD binding. NCBI's taxonomy places the organism in Eukaryota, Fungi, Ascomycota, Dothideomycetes, Eremomycetales, Eremomycetaceae. The transcript has a single exon. The coding region runs from base 1 to 1002 and encodes 333 amino acids.
AUGCACCACCACAUCGUGGGCCUCGAAGAGAUCCAUACCCCCUACCCCACCCCCUCCUUUCCCCACCCGUACACCCAAACCAACCACCACACCACCUCCCCCUCCGAACUCCGCUCCCGCAUUGCCGAUGCCACCAUUCUUAUCGCCACCACCGUCAAACUCACCGCCGACAUCCUCCGCCCCUCCGUCACCCCGCGCCUCCGCCACAUCGCCGUCAUGGCCAGCGGCACUGACCACGUCGACCUCACGGCCGCCCAGGCGCGAGGGAUCCGCGUCACCAACACGCCCGGCGUGAUGAUGGAGGCGGUGGCGGAGCACGCGGUGGGGCUGUACUUCGCGGCGCGGCGGCGGAUCGUGCGGACGAUGGACCUGAGCGUGGGGCGGGCGACUGAGUGGAAGACGCGGGAGAGCGUGGCGGGGCGGAUGCACAUGGCGGAUGGGGGUGCGCCAUUGACGUGUCGGGAGGAGGUGGUGGGGGUGGUGGGGUGGGGGAAGAUUGGGCGGGAGAUUGGGCGGUUGAUGAGCGCGUUGGGAAUGAGGGUGGUGGUGGCGGGGAGAAAGGGCGCGACCGGGGGGGAGGUGGGGGAGGGGAGGGUGGAGUUUGAGGAAGUGUUGAGGACGUGUACAGUAGUGGUGUUGGUGGUGCCGAGGAAGAAGGAGACGACGGGGUUGAUUGGGGAGAGAGAAUUGGGGAUGAUGAGGAAGGAGGCGGUGAUUGUGAAUGUUGCGAGAGGUGGGAUCGUCGAUGAGGAGGCCAUGGUGAAAGCGUUAAGAGAUGGGACCAUUAGUGGAUACGCUACGGAUGUUUUUCGAGUCGAGCCGGCCGACGAAGAGGAUACGCCGAUCUUGAGCGAAGAGAUCAUUCGAAACGAGGGGUUGAAUAUCACGGCCACUCCACAUGUUGCCUGGUAUGGCGACAGUACGCAAAAGAACCUCAACAGGGUUCUAAAGGAGAACAUAGAGAAAUGGGUACGCGGGGAGGACCAGAACAUCAUUGUAUAA